AUGGGCUUUAGCUCGACGACCAUGAACGGCCUCAUCGGCAUGGGCUUUCCCGCUCUCGCCGCAGGUCGUGUGCCGACCUUCCUCGAGACGCUGGCGGCCUCGCACGCGCUCGACGCCAACUCGUUUGCGUUUUACAUCUCAAGCGAGGGCACCCAAGGCGAGCUGACUCUCGGCGGCGUCAACAACGCCCUCUUUGUUGCGCCGCUCUUCUACGUCCCACUAGAGGCGCAAACAUACUGGCAGAUUGCCGUCGACUCGUUUGCCAUCAUCUCCGCCACCGGCACGUCGACCGUCUACACCACCGGGAAGACGUCAGCCAUCGUCGACUCGGGCACCUCGAUGCUCCUUGUCCCCUAUGACAUUGGCGGCCACAUUGUGGCGGCCAUCGGGUACAUCGACGCAAACUGCUCGCGCAUUGACUACGCGAGCAAGCCGGACCUUGUCUUUACCCUCGGCGGCCACUCGUUCGCCCUGAGUCCGCACGACUACAUCGUCCAAGUCAAUGGCGAGUGCCAGCGCGGCAUCGACGGCCAGGCCCCCGGCAUGGCCAUCGACUGGACCCUGGGCUGCACUUUUAUGCGUGCCUUUUACACCCAGUUUGAUGUCGAUGGCGCCCGCGUUGGCUUUGCCCGCGCCAAGUCACCGGCCUGA
This is a messenger RNA of Thecamonas trahens ATCC 50062, 651 nucleotides long. Its product is annotated as cathepsin E. NCBI's taxonomy places the organism in Eukaryota, Apusomonadida, Apusomonadidae. Gene Ontology annotation, biological process: proteolysis. The transcript has a single exon. The coding region runs from base 1 to 651 and encodes 216 amino acids. The record is from RefSeq and is a predicted model, not a curated record. Gene Ontology annotation, molecular function: aspartic-type endopeptidase activity.